GUGGGCUCCACCGAAAAUUGGGAGCUUCUUGUGGCGUUUCCGUUAGGCAGAGGAACCUCUCUAAACCAGGAAAAUGGUUGGCGAUUCAGACCAUUUCUGCAGCCAAUGAUGCCAUUGCGAUUGAAGAAAUAGUGGAUUUGCGGGUGAUAUCGCCUUGAUUUUACCGAAUUCGAAGCUUGUGCAGGAGAUUUCGUCUUCCAGAUAAGUUUUCUGAUCAGAAUUGUGAUUCUUGUAAACAAAGCUGCAUUUUUUUAAUCCAGAGGAGCGCAUUUUUCCAGGUGCAUUGGGAUACAUUUGGGUUUCUUAGGUGGAAUUUAGGGCAUUGAUGAUUGUUUUACUGAAAGCAGAACUGCUUUUUGUUUCAUUUAUUGUUUUGGAUUGAUUCUCGUACAGAGAAGUUCGGUCCCGGUCCUCACAGAAAAGAGACCGAUCUUCUUUUAUUGAAUGUUUUUAAUAGGUUAUCGAUUAGAGCCGUGAGGGUUUGUUUGGAAGAGAAAACAGGAAUUCUGGGCAUUGUGCUGUUCUGGUUGUGGGUUUGCAAUGGGGAAAUCUGGAGGAAAGAAGAAGAAGGGUAGCAAAUCAGGAGAGCCAAGCGAGAGUGCCGAUGAAAAGGACACAGCUGUCUCCAUUGCUAUGGCUGAGGAAUUAAAGGAUGAGGGGAAUAGGCUGUUUCAGAAGAGAGAUCAUGAAGGAGCCAUGAUAAAGUAUGAGAAGGCCCUCAAGUUGCUUCCGAAAGACCAUAUAGAUAUUCCCUACCUUCGGAGUAGCAUGGCGGCUUGCUAUAUGCAGAUGGGCAUCGGUGAGUUUCCCAGGGCGAUAAAAGAGUGCGAUUUGGCACUUGAAUCCUUCCCCAAGUACAGUAAAGCUCUCUUAAAAAGAGCAAGGUGUUAUGAAUCUCUUAAUAAGCUGGAUUUGGCAUUCAAAGAUGUUAAUUCUGUUUUAAACAUCGAAACGAAUAAUAUUAUGGCGCUGGAAAUUGCACAAAGGGUGAAAAAGGAGCUUGAGAAGAAAGGUCUCAAGGUGGAUGGUGAAGCUAUUGUUUUGGCUCCAGAAUACGUUGAACCACCUCCUUCGAGCAAAGUAAUAAAAGAGAAAAGAAAAAAGAAGAUUGACAAGGAUAAGGAGAAGAAAGCCGAAGACCAGGUGGUUGUGGAGGAUACUGUUUGUAAUUCCGAAGAAGUCAAAGAAGAAGUAACCAUGAGGACUAUAAAACUUGUGUUUGGGGAGGACAUAAGGUGCGUGCAUGUACCUUCCAAUUGCAGCAUUCUGCAGGUAAGGGAUAUAAUUCAAGAUCGAUUCCCAAGCUUGAAGGCUGUUCUCAUUAAAUACAAGGAUCAAGAAGGUGACUUGGUUACAAUCACCUCUACCGUAGAGCUGAGGUGGGCUGAAGCAUCAGCUGAACCACAGGGUUCUAUCAGGCUGUAUGUUGUAGAAGUUAACCCUGAACACGAACCAUUGCUGGAUAGAGUGGAGGUUAAUACGCUUGGGAGAAACAAAAAAAGCAUUGUGAAGAAUGGAAAUGCAAGAAAUGUUGGGGAAAUGCAAACAGGGUCCUCUCAUAUUGAUGACUGGAUCAUCCAAUUUGCUCGGCUGUUCAAGAACCAUGUUGGGUUCAAUUCAGAUGCAUAUUUGGACCUUCAUGAGAUGGGUAUGAAGUUCUACUCAGAGGCUAUGGAGGAUACUGUUACGAGUAAAGCAGCACAGAACUAUUUUGAUACUGCAUCAGAGAAGUUCCAGGAGAUGGCAGCCUUAGCCUUAUUCAACUGGGGAAAUGUUCACAUGUCCACAGCAAGGAAGAGGGUGUUAAUCGAAGAAAAUGAUUCAAAAGAAAAUGUACUUGCCCAGGUUAAAACUGCAUAUGAGUGGGCACAAAAGGAAUAUGUUAAGGCAGGAAUUAGAUAUAAAGAAGCUCUAAGGAUCAAAUCUGACUUCUAUGAAGGCCAUCUUGCACUUGGGCAGCAACAGUUCGAGCAAGCAAAACUUUCUUGGUACUAUGCUAUUGGGACCAAGGUUGAUUUGGAGACAUGGCCCUCUUCAGAGGUACUACAGCUUUAUAACAGUGCUGAGGACAAUAUGGAGAAGGGUUUCAAGAUGUGGGAGGAGAUGGAAGAGGAGAGUCUGAGCAAAAUUCUCGAAAGUAACAAGGUUAACAAAACUUCCAAAUGGGGAAAGGUUAAAGUACAAUUGCAUAAAAUGGGGUUGGAAGGACCAUUCAAAUAUAUCUCAGUAGAAGAAGCUUCAGAGCACGCUGCAAAUAUGAGAUCUCAGAUAAACCUUUUAUGGGGUACCAUUCUGUAUGAGCGAUCUAUUGUUGAAUUCAAAUUAGGGAUACCUGUAUGGGAUGAAUGUUUGGAGGCUGCAGUUGAAAAAUUUGAACUUGCGGGAGCCUCUCAAACAGACAUUACUAUUAUGUUAAAGAGCCACUGUUCCAUUAAAACUGCAGUGGAAGGCUUAGAUUUCAAGAUGGAUGAGAUAGUACAGGCAUGGAAUGAGAUGUAUGAUGCUAAAAGAUGGCAGAGUGGCAUUCCAUCCUUCCGUUUGGAACCAUUAUUUCGAAGGCAGGUUUCAAAGCUUCAUCAUAUCUUGGAGCAUAUUUGAGUUGUAGCUCCUUCAGUUAGCAGGAUCGAGGUUUAAACUGAAAUUGUAUAGGACAUUGGGAGACUCAUAUGCACUACUCCAUUGUCCUGAAACUGCACUGAUGCUGACUUAGAGCUCAUUGUCACUUGGGCUGUCACUCAUGUUAUUGUAAAGGAGAGAUUGAAGAUUCUAGUUUUGUAAUGGAGUUUCCUUUGGUUGAGCUUGGGAGCUGUUGUAUCAAUCACCUUUCAUUUGAGGAAGAGGCUCUUAUUACAAAGAUAAAGAAGAGCUCAGAUUGCCUGGAGAAUACAAGUUCAUAUCUGUGGUCAUCUAGGGAGGCUCAGCCCCUGCAAUCAAAUGGUUUAGAAGGGCCUGUAAAACAAGUACAGCGGUUUUGGUCUAUGAGCUUCCAAAAGUUGGACAGGAGUGGACUGAUUCUCAAAUGGGAUUAUGGGAUUAAAUCUCGAAUCUCUCAGAAAUUCCCCCUGAGGUGGGUUCAGGUGCCCUAUUUAUAGGAAGAGACUGUCAUGCUGCCUGUAUGCAUCCUAGGGUAGAGUUCUAAAAUAUCCUCUCGGGGGAAAAGUUCUUUAGUCUGUUAUGCCAACUCAACAUUAGUGGUUCAACAUGAGAGAAUCUGGUACUGACCGGUGCAGCUUUCCCAAUCUCACCAUGUGUUGUUACCAUCUUAUGUCUCGCUGAGAUUAUUAUGUUGUAACAUAUGAAAAAGCGAGUUCUCGCUUGGGAUUUGCACAUGACUGCACGUC
Messenger RNA from Nelumbo nucifera (sacred lotus), 3341 nucleotides. NCBI's taxonomy places the organism in Eukaryota, Viridiplantae, Streptophyta, Magnoliopsida, Proteales, Nelumbonaceae. The record is from RefSeq and is a predicted model, not a curated record.